Messenger RNA from Lactuca sativa (garden lettuce), 957 nucleotides. RefSeq names its product two-component response regulator ARR2. Gene Ontology annotation, biological process: phosphorelay signal transduction system; cytokinin-activated signaling pathway. Gene Ontology annotation, molecular function: DNA binding. The record is from RefSeq and is a predicted model, not a curated record. Lineage: Eukaryota; Viridiplantae; Streptophyta; Magnoliopsida; Asterales; Asteraceae.
AUGAAAAUUUCUUCCAUUGAAGCUUCUUUUAAUCCACAUGGCCUUAGAGCUCUUCUUGUGGAUCAUAAUCCUACCUCCCUCUUAAUUCUUUCCAAAAUGCUUCAGUUUUACCAUUAUCAUGUUACACAAUGUCGACGGCCUAGAGAAGCCUUAUCGUUGAUUAGAAACGGCCUAAGCAAGUUCGAUAUUGUGAUAAGCAGUGUAGACUUCUCAUCGGAUAUGAACGGAGUGCAGUUUCUUGAGAUUAUUGAUCGCGAAACCAGUUUACCUGUCGUUAUUGUAUCCGCAGACGACAGAAAGGAAACGAUUAUCGAGUAUGUAAAGAAAGGAGCGUGUGCUUAUUUACCAAAACCGGUGAGGAUGGAGGAUAUUCAGUUGCUAUGGCAACACGUUGCUCGUAAAGAAGUACUCCGGUUUAGACAAAUGAAACAGAUUGAUAAUACUGUGGAAAACGGCGAGACAGAUUCCAAUAAUUGUGGUGAAGAGAAAGAGUUCUGCGGAAGCUCCGAUGGUGGUCCGGUUCUGGUGGAUCGCCGGAGAAAAGAUAGAGAUGAAGAGCAGGAUAAGGUCGAACGUAAGAAACAGCGGUUGGUUUGGACGGAUGAGCUUCAUCAACAAUUCCUCGAUGCUGUGGAACAACUCGGAAACAAUAAUGCUGUCCCUAAGAAGGUAUUGGAACUAAUGAACGUUCCUGGGCUCACGAGGGAAAACGUUGCGAGCCAUCUACAGAAAUAUAGGUUAAAUCUCAAAAAGCAAAGUGGGUAUGUGCAAGAAAGUAUCCCGGUGCCAAAUUCUGUCUCCGGCGUUUCAGUGAUCAGACACAACGAGUUGUUUCAAACAACUCCAUCGACCACUGAACUACAAUCCCCACUUAUGCUCGAUCACUACUAUAUGGAUCUUGGAAGCAACUCGAUUCUUAUACCGAACGAUAGGUUUCAUGAGCCUAAUCAUUGUUAA